UGCCGUUCGGGAACGAAUCUCAUUCUACGCUGUGGGCGUCGAUGUCCAAGCUCGGCUUUCGAAGGACGCUGAUGACGGUGCGGAUGCUUCGAGCGCAGUCACCCGAGCUGCUCAAGCUAAUGCUCGGUCAGAUCUUCUCAUCCACCGGCAACGGCACGGUGGUGACGUCCUUUGUGGUGUUCGUGCAGCGCGAGUUGAACGCUGACAACGUCGACAUGGUGAUCAUCGUUCUGGUCGGGUCUAUGUCCGCGUGCCUGGGACUCCUGCUCCUGAUGCCGAUUGUCAAGCGGCUGCACGGGAAGGAGCUGUACCGAAUGUUCAUGGCGCUGAAGGCGGUGACGUUGGUGUGGCCCGUCUGGCUGGCGCUGGGUUUCACGCAAAAGUGGGAGAUGUUCGCGCUCGUGGUGAUCGGUGGCGUCCUGAACCCGAGCCUGCUCCCGACGAUUCGAUCCAUCUUCCAGCAGACCUGCCCACACGGUUACGAGGCUUCGAUGUUUUCGCUGCUGGGCAUCUGCACAGUGGCGUUUGUGUGGAUCGGCAGCGCGGUGCUGGCCAUGUUCCUGUCGGCGACGGGCAGCAUGAGAUGGGGUAUACUGGCGCAGGCGGCCUUCACGGUUGUCGCGCUAUGGAUAUUCUCGUCGUUCGACUUUAAAAAAGCCCAGGAGGACAGGGCGAAGAUUGAGAGCGGGGAGCACGAGGUCGACGGGGUUGGUGAGUUUGACGAACUGCGGGCGGAGAGCCAGGACUCCAGCCUGACUUCCAGAGAUUCCAGAUAGAUACAUCAUCCGCGCUCGCGUCGUCGACGACGCCGCCGAUUGCUUACGUUAGCCUAUUGUUUUUGUCGUCCCAUGGGAGACGGUAUCU
Molecule: messenger RNA, 864 nt
Organism: Micromonas commoda
Lineage: Eukaryota; Viridiplantae; Chlorophyta; Mamiellophyceae; Mamiellales; Mamiellaceae
Exons: 1
Coding region: 42-776 (244 amino acids)
Source: RefSeq, a predicted model, not a curated record